Molecule: messenger RNA, 1281 nt
Organism: Rotaria sordida
Lineage: Eukaryota; Metazoa; Rotifera; Eurotatoria; Philodinida; Philodinidae
Source: the annotation of a GenBank genome assembly
AUGAAUCGCUUUGGUGAUAUCGAGGUUUUAUUUAAAAAGCUUCCACCUGUUUAUGGUUAUCGCAGUGCAGCACUUGUUUCAAUUGAAAAAGCACUAGAACCUAUCCAGUCUCAAAUUGAUGAACUACCUUAUUAUAUAAAGAUAGCUAAACGCAAUUGUCAUUUUCCGUCAGAACAUGGACUAUCACGUGAUCAAUCGGCUGCUGUUUAUAUCUAUACAAUGGAAUGGGGUGAUAUUACUUUGUAUUGUGUAUUAAAUAAAGCACUACGAUCUGAAAAUCGACAAGCAUUAAAGAUAUGGUUUCCAUAUUUAAAAUUACUUGAUACGGCAUUGGAUAAGUUACCUACUGUUAAAGAGGCGGUAUGGAGAGGUGUGUCUCUUGAUAUUGGCAAAAACUUCACCGAAAACCAAAUUGUGACGUGGUGGAGUGUUAGUUCAUGUUCGUCAUCGGUCAAAGUUAUUAAAGAUUUUCUUGAUAAAGACAAAAAAUCAACUCUUUUUCUUAUUGAAGCUGUUAAUGGAAAGAAAAUUUCUGGAUAUACAGAAUAUGAAAAUGAAAAUGAAGUUAUUUUACGAAUGGGCUCACAAUUUCGCGUGAAAAGCGACCCCUUAGAACAAUCGAACGGCUCACAUGUUGUGCAUCUAAUUGAAAUUGAUGACAACGAUGAUCAACCAUUAGCAUCAGCUAUGAAUGAUAUGUAUCUGGCAGCAGCAAAAUCACCAACUAAAACUACUUCUGCAAUUCUUAAUCUUCCAGUCGAUGCACGAUGGGCACAGAAGGGAGUGAUCGUUGCUGGAGGUAAUGGAGCAGGUUAUGCCACAAAUCAACUCUCUCAUCCUAUUUCUCUCUUUGUUGAUGAUGAUCAAACGAUGUUCAUCGUUGAAUUCUACAAUCAUCGUAUCAUGCAAUGGAAGAUGGGUGAUAAGAAUGGAGAAGUUGUUGCUGGUGGCUAUGACUAUGGAAAUCAAUUGAAUCAAUUGAACGUUCCAAGCGAUAUGCUGAUGGAUAAAGAGACGGAUAGUCUCAUUAUUUGUGAUCGAGGAAAUAAACGAGUCGUUCGAUGGUCUCGUCGUAGUGGCACAACUCAAGGGGAAAUUCUCCUAGACAAUAUUACUUGUUGGGGGUUGACCAUGGACGAUCAGAGAUAUCUCUACGUCUCUGACGAAACAAAAUCUGAAGUAAGACGAUAUCAAAUAGGAGAUAAGAAUGGAACUCUCGUUGCUGGUGGCAAUGGCUAUGGUGCUGAUCUCAAUCAAUUCAGUUGGCCGACUCACAUCUUU